Molecule: messenger RNA, 2481 nt
Organism: Yarrowia lipolytica CLIB122
Lineage: Eukaryota; Fungi; Ascomycota; Dipodascomycetes; Dipodascales
Biological process (GO): protein deubiquitination
Cellular component (GO): nucleus; cytosol
Molecular function (GO): cysteine-type deubiquitinase activity
Source: RefSeq, a predicted model, not a curated record
AUGUCCCUCAACGGCUCAAGGAACGACCACGCCAAUGGUGGUGGCGUCAUGAUGCAACGACAUCUGGCUCCUCCAGCCACUCAGACCCCACAACACAACCCAUACCAGUUCUCCACAACCCCGACCCAUAGUGUGUCGCAGGUGAACUCGUCCAACAACUUGCCGACUACCCCCAAGGAUCUGCCUCCCUCCUCGGCACCCGCCACAUCAGCCUUGACGGCUCCAUCCAACCGGUUCUUCGGCAUGGAAAACUUUGGCAACACAUGCUACUGCAACUCGGUGCUGCAGUGUCUCUACUACACAAAGCCGUUCCGAGAUCAGGUACUGGCCUUCGCCAAGGACGACUCGCGGCCCAAAAAACGCAGCGUACCCGGAAAGACGCCGCAUCCAUUCACUGUCAACCCCGAGUCGGCUAUCUUGUCGACUUCAACUCCUCAAGCAGCCAACCCUGCUCCUCCAGACUCGGCAGGAGCAGCCACCUCCGGACUCAGCAGUCUGUCUUUGGGCCUCAAAUCGCAGGAGUCUGUCAAUUCCAGCGGAAACCCGCCCAGUAGCAGCGGUAAUGGAAAGCUGUCCAGGCGACUGACUAUGUUUGGCAAGAAAAACAAGGACAAGGACGCGGAUCAGUCGACAAACGGGGGCCCGCCCGGAUCUGCAGGAGGACCCCCCAGCUCUGCGGGAGGCUCGGGCUUUGUUGGAGGCAUCUCUGCAUCCCCUGCUUCCAACAACAACAAUCAGGCAAGCUCGGCUCCUCCAGCUCCAGGCUACAUUGGUGAGAACGCUCCGCCACUGAACAUUCUACAGAGCAAGCCCAACUACCCCGGUCUGGAGGGAAUCCCCCUGGGCCACCGACUGCCCAACGCAAAUGUGCCUGUAGUGGGCUACACCGAAGACCCGUUUGCCACGCCGGAAAAUAAGAAAAGAGCGGCGCUGAUCACGGGCCCCAUCAUCAACCUGGACCACUCGUUUGCCCAGGACUACAGCAUGAAGGAGUCCCUGUUCACCGCGCUCAAGGACAUUUUCGAAUGCAUGAGCGAAAACUCGUCACGAAUUGGUAUCAUGUCUCCCAGCAACCUCAUCACCGUGCUCAAGCGCGAAAACGAGCUCUUCAGAUCCUCAAUGCAUCAGGAUGCACAUGAGUUUCUCAACUUUUUGCUCAACGAGGUCAUUGAGAGCGUGGACGGCUCGUCGGCAUCCCGAGACGAUUCCAAGUGGAUCCACGAGCUGUUUGAGGGCUCUCUGACAUCGGAAACAAAGUGUCUUACUUGUGAGUCGGUCUCGCGUCGACAUGAGUCAUUUCUGGACCUGUCGAUCGAUCUGGAACGAAACUCUUCGGUCACAGCCUGUCUUCGUCAGUUCUCUGCCUCAGAAAUGCUCUGUGAACGAAACAAGUUCCACUGCGACACGUGCUGUGGACUGCAGGAGGCCGAGAAGCGAAUGAAGAUCCAGCGGCUACCCAAGGUCCUGGCCCUGCAUCUCAAGCGGUUCAAGUUCACCGAGGACAUGCAGCGAAACACCAAGCUGUUCCACCGUGUGGUCUACCCCAAGUACCUGCGAAUGUUCGAGACCACCUUCGAUUGUCCCGACCCCGACAAGCUUUACGAACUGUACGCGGUGGUCGUGCAUAUUGGAGGAGGCCCCUACCAUGGUCAUUACGUCAGUGUGGUCAAGACAGAGCAUGCUGGCUGGCUGCUGUUUGACGAUGAAAUGGUCGAGGCCGUGGACCCCCACUAUGUGUUCAACUUCUUUGGAGACAACCGAGGUCUGGCCUCGGCCUACGUUCUCUUCUACCAGGAGACUACUGUGGACCAGAUGGAGUCGGAUAACCUGUCCAAUGACGUGUUCAACGUCACCACUAACGCCAAUGGCGAGCUGAUCGAGCACGUUUCGUCCACCGAGAGUGUUCCCCUUCCCUCAUCGUCGCUGCCCAACGUCCGAGAAGAUGACGAAGACGGUCCUCUGCCUACAAUCACCACAGGCUUCAACUCUUCUACUGCUCUGAGUAGUGGCAUCCAGAGUGGCGUCUCCAGCGCGGCCGGCAGCUCCUCUAACCUCCCCUCCAGUGUGGGAACCAACUUUCCGGCUGCCUCUUUGCCUUCCCUACAAGAGUCAUUUGCCACAUCUCCACAUCAACAGCAGCAUCAGCCCCAGCAGCAGUUUGGUUUCCCCCAGCAGCCAUCUGUUGGAUUCCCCCAGCCCUCUCCUGCUCCGUCUCAGAGCUCUUCGGUGGUGGGCAAUUCGAUGAUGUCGUCGUCGAUUCCUGGAAGCACGUCCAUCCACUCUGAUCUGUCGUCGUCCCACCACUCCACGGCCAACACCUCAAUGAGUGUACCUGCUCCCCCUCCUUCUGCAGGGACCGACAGCGCGCCUCCUUCCAGUAGUGGCAACAAGUUCUGGCAGCGACGAGACCGGUCUGUGUCCAACACGUCCACCGAGUCGGCCGGCAAGAAGAGCCGGUUCUCCUUUGGACGAAAGAGAUAA